UAUUGAAUAAAACAUAUAUUAAACAAAUAUCUUUUAUUCGUACCGACAAAAUGCGAAGGUAUAUACCCGUUGUGAUUUUAAAUGCAAUGCUUCUCUUAGCAGUAAUAUAUAUACUAGCACCAAAGGAGGAGACGAGAGUUCACUUUGGAAAAGAGCAAGAAAUCCUUAACUUAACAUCCGACAUCACCAUUAUGGAAGACAGCUUGUACCUCGAAUAUGAAAGGUAUGUCACAACACUGCAAACGGAUUGUGAACAUAUUUCAAGAUGCGAACCAAGCAAUGAUGCAGGAUAUGACAUUUGUAUUGACUCCGCAUAUGUGCCAACGCAACCUUGUCUUGUUUAUUCCUUCGGCUCACAUUUCCAUUUUGGAUUUGAAAAUGACGUGUACAGACGAUAUAACUGCGAAAUACAUACAUUUGAUCCAAGUAUGCCUAUAGCUGGACAUCGAAUCCCUGAAGGUAUAAAUUUCCAUUUAAUUGGAUUAUCAGACUUUGACCAUAAAAGUAUAUUUGGCUGGAAUAUGAAAACAUUGUCGUCCAUAAGAACGCUUCUUAAUCACAAUUCUAAGGUCUUGGACAUUCUUAAAAUAGACAUUGAAGGAGAUGAAUGGAAAGCAAUACCGCAAAUCUUAGCAUCAGUAUCAAAUAAAUAUAUAAAACAAUUGGUGAUUGAAAUUCAUUUCGGCCGACGUACUAAUGGCUUAAAGAAAGAUGGUUUUAUGUCUUAUAUGCAUAAUUACUGGGGUGAUGCAAAUCCAUUUGUACAGUUAGAUACCUUAAAACAGUUGGACAAACAUGGAUUUAAGAUAUUCAGAAGUUAUAAAAAUAAAAGAGCUAAACUUCAACUACACUAUUCUAAUGAAAAUAUUGUAUUUACAAUGCAUGUUGUUUCAUUGAAAAACACAAACAUAUCAACAUGAUGCCAUCUCAUUUGCUAUACUUUGACAUAUUGAAGAUAAAUAACAAUUAAGGGAAACUAGAUCAAUAUGUUCAUACAACAAAGUAUAUAAUCAAAGGUAUGUACAAAAAUUUCAGAUAAAGUGCAGUUUUGGUAAAAAAUGUCUGUGUAAAUAUAGACCUUAAUGUUCACAUAAGUGGUUCAAAUCAGGAAUGAAAAAAAGUCAACUGUUUUAAUGAGACCUUUAUUAGACCUUUAUUUUUGAGAAUUAAUUAGUGUGGUUAUAAAUGACAAGUUCUACAUGUGUUGUUUUAUUUCGGGCACAAUG
Molecule: messenger RNA, 1226 nt
Organism: Ruditapes philippinarum (Manila clam)
Lineage: Eukaryota; Metazoa; Mollusca; Bivalvia; Venerida; Veneridae
Product: probable methyltransferase-like protein 24
Exons: 7
Coding region: 51-920 (289 amino acids)
Source: RefSeq, a predicted model, not a curated record